AUGUCUUCUCUACAGUUGGAAAAGUACCUUGAUCUCCUGCCUGAGAAUACCCUUCUCAGCGCUGGAAUCGCCAUCGCAGGCCUCAGCGCAGCCUAUGCUAUUGGCCUGGUCAUCUACCGCCUUUAUCUGUCUCCCAUCUCCAAGUUCCCAGGUCCCAAGAUCGCUGCAGCAACCUUCUGGUACGAGCUGUACUACGAUGUUAUCCACAAGGGACAGUAUUUCCACAAGAUUGAGGAGAUGCACGCAAAGUAUGGCCCGAUUGUAAGGAUCAACCCCCACGAGCUGUCCAUCCGCGACCCCGACUACUACGAUGAGCUCUACGUCUCUGGCUCUGUCCGCCCCAGCGACCGUUAUGAGGGUUUCGUCAACGGUGUCGUCGACUUCGAGGGCUCCCACUUGGCCACUGUGGCCCACGAGCUUCACCGCAAGAGGAGAAAGCCUCUCGACCCUUACUUCUCCCGCGCUGGCAUCAACAGGCUGGAGCCCAUGGUCGCCGAUCUCACCGAGGAACUCGUUGUCAAGCGUUUCGAAGAGUUCAAGGGCACUGGCAAGGUCGUCAGGCUCGACCACGCCUUCACUGCCUACUCUGGAGAUAUCAUCAGUGCUCUCUGCAUCGAUGAGCCACCCCACUUCACCUCCACCCCCGACUUCACUCCCAGCUGGUUCGAUCUCUUCCACAGCGGUGUCGUUACUCUCCCUCUCUUCAUGGGUCUUCCUUGGCUCAUUCACCUCAUCCGUCUUAUCCCUGAGUCUGUCCUCGCUGUCAUUGACCCCGGUGCGCAGAACUGGAACACCUUCCGAAUGAUGUGCUAUGACAGCAUCAAGGACACCAAGCGUGAGAAGGGUGCCCAGCCCACCAAGGACACCUCGCUUCUUGGCCGCCCUACCCUCUUCCGUCACCUUGUCAACAGCGAUCUCCCCGCCUCCGAACUUUCCGAUGAGCGUCUCCUCCGCGAGGCUCAGGUCCUCAUUGGCUCCGGCACCAUGACCACCGCUGGUACCAUGUGUUUCCUUGUCUACUACAUCAAGUCCAACCCCGAGAUCCACCGCCGUCUGACCGAAGAGCUCAAGCCCAUCAUGGAGGGAUACCCCCACAAGAAGCCUUCUUGGGCCGAGAUUGAAAAGGCUGAGUACCUCCAAGCCGUUCUCAAGGAAGGUCUUCGUCUCAGCUUCGGUACUAUCCACCGCCGCCCACGUGUCUCCCCCAACCAGCCCCUGCAGUUCAAGGAGUGGGUCAUCCCCGCCGGUGUCCCCGUCGGCAUGUCCGCCUACUUCCAGCACACAGACCCCAAGAUCUUCCCCAACCCCCACGAGUUCAACCCAGACAGGUGGCUCAGCAACGUCACUCCCGCCAUGAAGAAGAACUACAUUCCCUUCUCCAAGGGUUCCCGCCACUGCCUCGGAAUGAACCUUGCCUACUGCGAACUCAACUACAUCAUCGCCACCAUGUUCCGUCCUGGUGCCGUCGACUUCGACCUCUUUGAGACUACCGAGUUGGAUGUUAAGCCCGCCCACGACAUGGUUGUUCCUCUGCCCAGUCUCAAGUCCAAGGGCUUCAAGGUCAAGUUCAACUAG
Bipolaris oryzae ATCC 44560 is the source of this 1575-nucleotide messenger RNA. RefSeq lists its product as uncharacterized. Bases 1 to 1575 code for a protein of 524 amino acids. The transcript has 6 exons. The record is from RefSeq and is a predicted model, not a curated record. Gene Ontology annotation, molecular function: heme binding; iron ion binding; oxidoreductase activity, acting on paired donors, with incorporation or reduction of molecular oxygen. Lineage: Eukaryota; Fungi; Ascomycota; Dothideomycetes; Pleosporales; Pleosporaceae.